AUGCUUGACAUACUACGACCGAGUAGAGAAUUGAAAUGCCUUAAAAUUGGGUUCUACAGGGGUUCAACAUUUCCCAGUUGGAUUGGGGAUCCGUCACUUUCUAAAACAGUGCGCAUUGAUCUUAGAGACUGUACAAAUUGUGUGUCUUUACCACCACUUGGCCAACUACCCAUCCUGAAAGAACUACACAUUCAAGGCAUGCAUGCAGUGAAAAGCAUAGGUGCUGAGUUCUACGGGGUUGGUAGUGCAUUGGAGACUCGAUUUCCAUCACUCGAGACUCUAAGCUUUGAGGGGAUGCCUGAAUGGGAGGAAUGGUCUUGUGGUAAUGCUGGUGAAUUUGUAGGACAUUUACCUCGUCUUCAUGAGCUUACUAUGGUCCAUUGUCCUAAAUUGGAGGAAUUUACGCAUUUCUUGGUGUCACUUCAAGUUCUUGAAUUGGGUGAUUGUGAUAUGCUGGUGACAUUGCUGAAGGGUGGGAUUACACCACGACAUCUUUCCCAUCUGCAAUGCCUCCAUGUCGAGGGGUGUUCACAACUUGUGUGCUUGGUUGAAGAAGCUCAAAUGCUACAUUGCAAUCUUGAAUCUUUGGAAGUACAUGACUGUGAUCGUCUAGAGAGGUUGCCAACUGGCCUGAAAAACCAUACAUCUCUCAAAAUGUUGACAAUCAGAAAAUGCCCAAAGCUUGUGUCUUUUCCGGAGGCCAGUCUCCCACCCAUGCUUAGAAGUCUCUCAAUAAGAGACUGCAGUUCACUGGAGUCGCUGCCUAAUUACAACUCCUGUCUCGAGGAGUUACACCUCUGGAACUGCUCGUCUCUGAGAUCCUUGCCAAUGGACACAUUUCCCUCCACCAUUAAGUCAAUUUACAUUAAAGAUUGCAUGAAUUUGGAUUCAAUUUCAGAGAUGAAGAUCGAGCUAGAUUGCUUUAGGAUCAGUGAUUGGCCGAAUUUGGAGCUGUUGCGUGUGUUCGCGCCAGAUUUUUCCUAUGUCUUGUCUUACAAUAUCGGGCUGUCGUUCCCUCCAGGAAGUGGUUUGCUCACUCCCAACCUAAGACGCCUUUCUAUUAAGGGGAUGGCAAAUGAUAUUUCCUUAAAGGGCAAGUUUGAAAGCCUCACAUCCCUUGAAGAGUUGAGCAUGUCUGAUUGUCAAAGUCUUGGGUCCUUCCCUGAUGGGAAUUUGCCCCCUAACUUAACAAAACUUCAAAUCAACAGGUGUGGAAAACUAAAGCCUCUAUCAGAGUGGGGCCUACACCGACUCUCUUCCCUUCGUACAUUUUUAAUGAUGGAUGUUUAUCCAGAGCUACGUUCCUUUUUGGAUGAGGGUUUGCUCCUUCCUUCUUCUGUAAAAUCGCUUGUUAUUGCAAGCAUGCCUAAUCUCAAGUCACUCGGGCUCCAGAACUUGAGCUCUCUUAAUUACCUGGAGAUAUUCGACUGCCCUAAUCUUCGUUCCUUGCCUGACGUACUCACUACACUGUCAAGUCUUCGUAUCAUGCGCUGUCCGCAUCUUAAACGCCGUUUCUCAAAGGAGAAAGGCAUGGAUUGGCCUAAGAUCGCUGGCAUCCCAUAUGUUGAUAUAGUGUGA
Molecule: messenger RNA, 1578 nt
Organism: Ilex paraguariensis (yerba mate)
Lineage: Eukaryota; Viridiplantae; Streptophyta; Magnoliopsida; Aquifoliales; Aquifoliaceae
Source: the annotation of a GenBank genome assembly